AUGAUAUGUUAUUAUCAAAAUCUUUUUUUCUUAAAACUGUAAUCAUGCUGUCCACUUGGCAAUAGUUAUUUUCCCGCCUCGAUCACGAUAACUAUGACGGGACGUCAAGAUAGUGACAACGCAAACAGAAGCGGGAAAUUUGUGAUGCCGUCAUAGCGAGCACGAUCCUUACGGGUGAAGGUGGCGAAAAUUGCAAAAGUGAUUACAUUGUAAAAACUAAUUACAUAUUUUGUAAAAUUUGAUUACAAGUUUUAAUGUGCGUACUUAAAUCUGCCUGGAAACUAUGUACUGGAAUUGCUGUGAAGAAAGGUUUUGCUUCGAUAAGAAGAUAGCAACUUACAAACUAGAAGACGUGCCUCCAGCGUACACAAACGGCUAUGCCAACAUGGGCGCGUCCUUAGACAGCGUGGUGACGGCGCAGCCUAUGAACAACAACCACCUGCCUCCUGAAGCCAUCACCGGGAGGGAGAUCAACGAGCUGCCGCUACACGCUGACAAACUUUAUGAGGUAUUCUCUAAAUCAUUAAUAUUUAGAGAUGAACACGAGUUGAAGUCCAAAGGCAGCAAUGAUUCGUUGGAUGACAUAGAAACUAAAUCAGAACCUGACUAUUUAUCAGACAAACCAAACAGGACCAAAGUGUACUUUGAAGACGAGGUGAAUUCGCCGGUAACAGACUUCGAAAUCAUGUUCAAAGAUGAGCUCAUGACAAACUAUGACAUGUUCAAAAUUGACGAAGAAGAAGAAAGUGACAGAAAGAGCCAAGACACUGAAGAAGGAUUGACUAUGAACGUUGUUGCUGUUAGGAAACAAGAUGUAGUUAAACCUAGUACCGUUACAAUGAAAGACGAAACGAAAAUAACAACGCAAAACCCUAUUUACAAAUACGAUCCAAUUUCGGUUGUCGCUUUACCUUCAACGUUAAGUUUACCUCGAGUGGAAAGUGUUAAAGGUAUUUUAAGAAGCAACAGCGCAAAGACUCUUGAAAGGGUGGAUAGUGGCAGCAGAUUGUCUAAGCCAAUGUUAAAUAGAGUCGAAAGUCUUAAGAGUAUAGAUCCUACCAAAAUCAACAAAGUACUAGCCAGAGUGCCUCAUAGAAGUGCAUCUUUCCUGAACAUUCCACAGCAUUUAGCACCAGAGAAACCUCCGUUGAUAAAAUCCAAAUCAAUGGUAGGAGUAACGGCAGCGGGUGAUGCUGAAGUAAGACUGAGCAGUCUUCCAGAUACCCCUAUAAUUAAGAGUACGAAUCUACCAAGAUUCUUUGCGGACAGUCCAGCGAUCCCAGAAUACAAAGGUGAUACAAGUUUACAAAGUAUUAAGAAGAAAACAGAAAUGAUGUUCCAAGAAAAUGACUUCAGUAUGCCGAGGUAUUACGGAACUGUGGCGAAGUCUACAGAAAAUAUCCCCGUUCAUGAGAGCAAGUCCAUGCCCGACUUGAGGAACCCGGCUUCUAGUGGCAAAGUUAGUAAGAGACUCGUAAAAUUAAGAGGCAGGUUGAAGCCUUUAGUGAUUAGAAAGAGCUCUGAAGAAAAACUAUAGGAGUUACUUAAUUCAUUGGCCAAAAAUAUCCACCUUUAAGUUAGUUUAAGUCUUUCUUCUACUUAAUAAUUCCGAUACUAUACGUAAACUAUAAUUUAUAAUAUUGAUCUCGUGUGAAUGACAUAAUGUGAAAAUGUGUGUUCAGUUCCUGUAAUUGGAAAAACAAGAUUGGCAUUGAUUGCCUGAGGGUUCUUAUGAUUAUCUAUAAUACAAACACCCACGUUACACUAAAAUUGAAUGUUUUGGCUUGAAUACCAAUCAUUCUUGUGUAUGUUUAACUAAAUGAAUAAAAUAUUGUCAGAGCCUUAUUGGUAAUAAGUAGAGUCUAAAACAAGUUUUUUAUUAGGUGUGUUACAUGAACUAUUGAUUUGCAUGUUAUUAAAAUGUUCUUUUAGGCACACAAAGACGAACAAAGUAAAAUAACGAUCAAUCUCUAUUAAUUAACUAAAACUCUUAAGAUGUUUGUGGUUGAGAUGUAUUCUAAUUACCUACCUUUACUUAAAUAUUAAUUUGAAAUGUUAUUAUCCCUUAUAUUAUCAGUAUUUAUUGCUCAAGAUAUCGUACCUACAUGAAUGUGAUUGUAAUUAAGUUAAUUGUAAUAAUAAGUUGCAGCAAUAAUCUUGAUGCAAUGUAACAAAAAGUAUUAAUUUCACAAUAUUGUUGUAAAUAUUCUAGUCAAUAAACAUCAAUUGUUAGUAAUAGGUAACUUCACUUUCGCCAAAUUUUUACUUAAUAAUAACUUACUUAAGUCGUAAUAGAUCUGUCAAUUCGAACAUUUUCAUUAUUUGGUUAACAAAAUAUUUUGAUUACAUCAUGAAUGUAUUGUAAUUAAAAAUGUUAUUACUUAAUUUGAAAAACUUAUUAUUUUGCAUGAUUUAUUCUUAAUACGCAAUCAAAAUGAAUGAAUUAUUUUGUCAUACUUCAAUCUAAGUUUAGAAUUAGUAGGAAAAACAAUAAAAAUGUUGAUCAUUAAAACUUGCCUUAUUCACAAUCAAAAUAAAAGACAAAUUUAUUUAAAAAAGCGCACAGUUUAUUACUGGAUCACUAUUUUAUACACUUCCUAGUCCACAAUAGGUAAAACUUUAAAAUCCAACUGUAUAAUAUAAGACUGUUCUUUGGACUAAAUAUUAUUCACUAGAUAAUCUGAAAUUUAUAAUAGUGCUUUCCGUAAUUCAUUAUUUCUCUAGAAUUAAUUAGGAAAAUAAAUCUAGAGCUAAAAGCUAAUAUUGACAAAGAGUGUAUACUAAAAAAACUAUUUAAUCAGCAGUGCUUAAAACAAAACUUAAAAUUCCUAACUUUAAUAGAUAUUUAAUCACUUUUAAAAUAAAAUUGAAACAACGUAAUAAUUUAAACGACUAAAUAUUUUUAUUUUAAUAAUAUUUUAGUUACAAGAGGGUAGGUGAUCACAAUAUUAUUUAUCGACUAAAACUAUAAAUUAUUAAUCUAAUAUAGAUGUAAUUACAUUAUAACCGGCAAAUUCCAUCAUUUAUACAUCAGUUUCCACGGCAUAUUCUUUUCUAUAUGGCACCAAAGUUUUAAUAAGACUCAGUUUAUGUUUUUUUUUCUAUUUACUUUAAUAAAUAUAACACACCAAAAGCUGUCAAUUAUUAAUAAUAUUAUAGUAUACCUUCAUUUAAAAUAAACACAGCAAAACUCUAUAGAACUUUGUAUAUUAAUAAAUCCGAAAUACGUUAUGUAGUGGUAUUUUUUUAGUUCAGGCCAUGUAGAUUUUAAAAACCUCGGAAAAUCUGUCGCUAAUCCUACAUUAAUUCUAAUAUAUUUAAAAUACAAGGAGAAACCACACUUUUUACACUUUACAAUGAUUUAGAAUUAUGCUACGCAAUCCAUCCGUUUUAAAUGCAAUAUUAUAAAUAUUUUAUAGGAAUUGGCAUUUUAUUUACGAGAUGUUAUAAAAAUUUACUUAAUUUUGACUGUUUGAUAAAUCACAGAUAACUUGUAAGGUAAAACAACAGAAUAAAAUUUCCUAAUUUUAUCUGAAACAAAAUUGCUAAUAUAAUUUUGACAAAUAGGUAUGUUUCUAACAAUCAAGAAGUGUUAUCUAUGAAUUUACUAAACAGCCUAUGAGAAUUUAUAUCUCCUGAAACCAUAGGAAUAAAACAAUAGGCAUUUUCUCUAUGAAUACUCAGUACAAAGUACUUCGUUAUUACACCAUAGUUAAAUGUUUACGGUGUGAAAGGGAUCGAUUUUGGCAGAAUCAAAUUCAGUCCAUUUCUGGGUUCAAAAACCCCGGAAAUUCUUGCCGGUAAAUAAUAAUAGUUAAGCACUCUUAAAAAAUACGUGGGUACACAACAAUGUUUGUGAAAAUGUUACGCUGAAAACAAUUAUGAUUUUUUGCUCUAAUAGGUAUACUGACGAACGAACUCGUGUAAAUCAAGAAAAAUAGAAUAAUAAGUAAGUAAAUAAAUAAUUCAGAGAUCUAAAAUAUUAGGUAUAUUUAGAUUUUUGUCAACCAGUCCCUUACAUACCGUUUUGUUAUAAUUAUUAAUUUAUUCUUCUAAUUUUGUUUUCACUAGCUUACUAGCAGUAUGUUAAUAACUAGAGUAGAAGCCUAAAUACUAUUUUUGUUAAUUUAAAAGGCAUUUUUAUAGAAAAGACAACGAUAUACAGGUUAACGACUAGAAGGGUCUCAUUAAAAUAUUACGGCACAUUAAGUGAAAACUACUUUAUAGUUAACUAAAUCUGUGUGAAAUCUAGAAUACUGAAAUAACCUCUGCUUAGACUACAACCAAAGGGUCAUUCCGGCCUAGCUUUAAAUUAACGAUAACUACAAGUAAUCCAGAUCUUAUAUCUUACAAUACUGAAUCUCAUUACAAAAUAAAAGUAAUUACAGGGUGUAAGAAAACUGGCACGAACGUAUAAAUAACCACAUUGGUGGUUAAUUGUAGAUUCAAAUACUAUUAUAGCGCCAAAAAUAUUGGAAACGUCG
Molecule: messenger RNA, 4484 nt
Organism: Ostrinia nubilalis (European corn borer)
Lineage: Eukaryota; Metazoa; Arthropoda; Insecta; Lepidoptera; Crambidae
Exons: 4
Coding region: 284-1537 (417 amino acids)
Source: RefSeq, a predicted model, not a curated record